AUUAUGUUUGCCCAACUGGGAACUUCAGUUGGCUCUCACUUCGCUCUUCUGCAACAAGCUCUGCCUAACAACGAUCUCCUCGUGAACAGCAGCGACAAUGUCACCAAUCGAGAUUCGAAUCGAUCCAAAGCGCGUCAUCUCAGAAGUUGACCCGCGCAUCUAUUCUGGCUUCACAGAGCAUAUGGGACGAUGCAUCUAUGGCGGGCUGUACGACCCUGGCUCUCCUCUGGCAGAUCCCAAGACCGGUUUCCGGAAAGACGUGCUCGAAGUGAUCCGCUCGUUACGAGUCCCGAUCGUGCGCUACCCGGGAGGAAACUUCGUUUCCUCCUACAAGUGGCAGGACGGGAUCGGACCGCGUGAACUGCGCCCUCGCAGGCCAGAGCUUGCGUGGCUCGGGGAAGAGAGCAACCAGUUCGGCACGGAUGAGUUUAUGGCUUGGUGCAAGGAGGCGGAGGUGGAACCUUAUAUUUGCCUGAAUAUGGGCACGGGAACGUUGGAGGAUGCAUUGGGUUGGGUGGAGUACUGCAACGGUACCUCCAACACCUACUGGGCGAGCCAGCGCCGGAAGAACGGCCAUCCCGAGCCGUACAAAGUGAAAUACUGGUCACUGGGGAACGAAGCCAGACCAUGGCAAGUCGGCCAAAUGACAGCCGAGGACUACGCCAAGACUGCCUUCCAGUGGGCUAAGGCGCUCAAGUUGCUCGACCCGAGCAUUGAGCUCAUCGCCUGCGGAGAAACGGGGUACGCAGCCUGGGAUAGGGACGUGCUCAAGGUGCUCGCCCCGAUGGUGAAAUACCAUUCCCUGCAUCAGUACACCAUCUCCGCUGGUGAUCAUAUGGUUAACGUCGCCGGCCCCGCAGGCGCAGAGAAAGGGAUCCAGAUCACCAAGAGCCUAAUCGAGUUAGCGCGAAUCGAGAACUCCGUCCAAGAGCCCAUCACGAUCUGUUUCGACGAAUGGAACGUCUGGGAUCCGAAGAGGGCUAUCGGCUCCCAAGGCGCGGAAGAGCACUACGACCUCUCGGACGCGCUGGCCGUCGCUUGCUGGCUCAACGUCUUCAUAAGGCAAGCAGACAUAGUCAAGAUCGCUUGUAUUGCGCAGUCCGUGAACGUCAUCUCCCCUGUGAUGACACGCCCCGAUGGGUUAUUCAGGCAAACGACCUUCUACCCUCUGUUCCUCUUCGCGAACUACAUGCGCGGCUCCUCCCUCCAGGUAUCUGUCUCUUCCCCGAUCUAUACAGGGAAAACGAGACCAGAAUGGAUACAGCACGUCUGCCCGCCUCCGUUCGUCGACGUUUCGGCCGUCCUGUCCGAAGACGGGAAGGAGGUCCGCCUAGCAGUGGUGAACCGGCAUCCGGAGGCCGACCAGGAGUUGGAAAUCCACUUUGCGGGCGUGGACGUUGGUGCUGCUGUGAGGGUGUAUGAGGUGUGGCAUGAGGAGGGACUGGGAGUGAGGAACUGGUUUGGGGAGGAGAGAGUCCGGGUGGAGGAGAGGAAGGAGCAGGUGAGGGAGAAGUUGAGGGUUAAGAAACACUCGUUUACCCUUUGGUGUUUCACCCUCCUGGGGGCCUGA
Dacryopinax primogenitus is the source of this 1570-nucleotide messenger RNA. RefSeq names its product glycoside hydrolase family 51 protein. Bases 98 to 1570 code for a protein of 490 amino acids. NCBI's taxonomy places the organism in Eukaryota, Fungi, Basidiomycota, Dacrymycetes, Dacrymycetales, Dacrymycetaceae. The record is from RefSeq and is a predicted model, not a curated record. The transcript has 9 exons. Gene Ontology annotation, biological process: L-arabinose metabolic process; polysaccharide catabolic process. Gene Ontology annotation, molecular function: alpha-L-arabinofuranosidase activity.